CUCUCUCGACUUGAUGGCAUCUGAGGACUUCCGAUUGUGCAAAACUUUCAGUUCAACCUUGGAACGUGAUGGCAAAAAUGAUAUGAUAUGUGUAAAUGUGUGCAAACAAAACAUAAUUUGCAGACGUGAUAAAUAAAUCUAAAUCAAGGAAGGCAUAAAUCAUAAUGACGGACAACACUAAAAGAGUUGGAAGGUGGUAUUUCGGAGGAAUUGCAAGUGCAAUGGCAGCUUGCUGUACCCAUCCCCUUGAUUUACUGAAGGUACACCUCCAAACUCAACAACUUGAGAAAGUGAAGGCAACAACACUCGUUGUACGAAUUCUGAAGACCGAUGGAGUACUUGGGCUAUAUAAUGGUCUCUCUGCUUCGAUAUGUAGACAGCUUACAUAUUCAAUGACGAGGUUUGCCAUGUAUGAAACAGUGAAGAAAAAUCUGACACAAGAUGGAGGUACUAUGCCAUUCUAUCAGAAAGUCUUGACUGCGGCUGUCUCUGGUGCAACUGGGGGGCUAGUGGGAACUCCGGCCGAUCUGGUCAAUGUCAGAAUGCAGAAUGAUGUCAAGUUGCCUCCAGAUCAGCGGCGCAACUACAAACAUGCAUUUGAUGGAUUGUGGAAGGUUUACAGGAAUGAAGGUGUACCCCAAUUGUUUGGAGGGGCAACUAUGGCCAGCUCAAGAGCAGUUCUUGUCACUGUGGGCCAGUUGGCAGGCUAUGACCAGAUUAAACAACUGAUGAUGUUGACGGGGGUAUUUGAAGACAAUAUAGUUCUCCAUCUUACCUGUAGUACUUUGGCUGGGUGUUUAGCAACACUUUUGACCCAGCCAUUGGAUGUAAUGAAAACAAGAAUGAUGAAUGCUAAACCAGGAACAUAUGCAGGGGUUUCUGCCUGUGCAAUGGAUAUAGCAAAAAAUGGCCCCAUAGGAUUUUUCAAGGGAUUUAUUCCUGCUUUUGUGCGGCUGGGUCCCCAUACUGUGUUUACAUUCAUCUUCUUUGAGCAGCUGAGGUUGAACUUUGGUGAUUUCAAAGAAGACUUAGCCAAAAAAGAAUAGCAUUGCAUAUUUAAAAAUGCAUUCCUAGAUUGUCACUUUAUCUACAAUUUAUGUAUACACUUUGUUUGAUUUUUUUAAUGGAUAUACUUUGAAACUUUUAUGAACAUCUGCGAUGUGGAAUGUUUAUUUGGCUUUAAAUUUUAGCUAUCUUAAAUUUUUUUUUAAAUUUGAAUUUAAUUUUUUUUUUUUUGGAAAUGUUUAAAAUUAAAGAAUGUUUCUAAUGCUUUUUACCUCAUAAUUCUGCUUAUUUUUAUAUUGAUUCAUUGUUGACUGGUGAAAAUAUUAAUUUGAAACAAAAUACUAAUUACCACAAUGUAGCAUUUUUUAUUUUAAUCAAAGGGAGGAACAUUUGUGCUGAAAUCCAGAACAGAAUAUGAUUAACCUAUACAAAAAUUAUAUUUUUUAAUAGCUGUAAGCUAUACCAUGUUUUCAAGUGAUGAUUUUUAUUGAUAUGUUUUACUUGUGCCAUGAAGAUCAGUAUUGAUCUAUAUGUAGGACCAUAAGGGAAAACCUAAUUUAAAACUAGAAGUACAAACAUAGAUUUAGAAGAAAAUUCCAUUAUAAUAUGAGUCAGUACAGUUCUUACAAUUCAAUGGGUAUAGUUUUAUUUUUAUUUGGUUUUAUAUACCGAUUUUACGAGAUAUUGAAUUUUUAGAUGAAACUAUAUUGAGAGAUUUUCCUUAUUCUGUAUACUAAUGACGUAUUGCCACUAGAUGAACAUUGUAAUUUGAGUUAUAGUAUACAUGUGUAUAGUUGAAUAUAGUUUGGAGUUAUAAAGAAUCAGUGAUUGCUAAUUUGAGUAUUGGUAAUUUGAUUUAUAUUGUCUUGUUCAAUUGUUCAUGCAUAACAUUGCUUUAUAAAGCUUGCCCUGCAUAGGGAAUGUAGGAGGAGAGAAAAACUAAAAUUAUCAAUUUAAAACAAAUGAUUUUUUCUAUAUGGUUAUCAUAGACUAUGGAGUUUAUUAUCAAAAAAAAAAUGUUGAUAUACACACUUAACAAUUUGCUUAUUUAAAUAACCAGAUUAUAUAUAUUUUUUUUUUAAAACAAGAAACAUGUCUAUUGUUGCAUAAUCACAACUACCUCUGUUUUAUCCUAUACAUGUGUAUAAUAUUAGGUACAUGUACAGGGAAAUCAAAGCAUGUGAUGGAAGUCCAUUGUAACAUAGAUCAUUUAUUUAUUAAACUUAAUAUCAGUGAGCAUAAAGGUUAAUUGAAGAGUAUAUGUAUUGAAAACACUCAGUGAGAUUUGAUUAAUUUUUAUUAAUAUCCAGAUUUUUUUUUUUUUCAAAUCAAAAUUUUAAAACUGUGUUUUAAAUAUUUCAUUUAUACCAAAUAAUAACUUUGUCUAAAAUUAUACUAUAUAGUGCUGGUCUUAAAGGCACUGUAUGUAAUAAUUUAAUCUAUAUUCAUAGCUUUAUGUUAUGUUUCUUCUUGAGGGCAAUGAAUUUGUUAAUUUUUCUUGUCGUCAAUGAAAUAUUUUAUCUUC
Molecule: messenger RNA, 2530 nt
Organism: Magallana angulata
Lineage: Eukaryota; Metazoa; Mollusca; Bivalvia; Ostreida; Ostreidae
Product: mitochondrial dicarboxylate carrier-like
Exons: 9
Coding region: 165-1046 (293 amino acids)
Biological process (GO): oxaloacetate transport; succinate transmembrane transport; malate transmembrane transport
Molecular function (GO): malate transmembrane transporter activity; sulfate transmembrane transporter activity; thiosulfate transmembrane transporter activity
Source: RefSeq, a predicted model, not a curated record